This is a messenger RNA of Perognathus longimembris pacificus (Pacific pocket mouse), 2651 nucleotides long. RefSeq names its product GATA binding protein 3 (gene Gata3). The transcript is spliced from 5 exons. Gene Ontology annotation, biological process: positive regulation of transcription by RNA polymerase II; immune system development; negative regulation of transcription by RNA polymerase II. Gene Ontology annotation, molecular function: RNA polymerase II cis-regulatory region sequence-specific DNA binding; DNA-binding transcription factor activity, RNA polymerase II-specific; zinc ion binding. NCBI's taxonomy places the organism in Eukaryota, Metazoa, Chordata, Mammalia, Rodentia, Heteromyidae. The record is from RefSeq and is a predicted model, not a curated record. Gene Ontology annotation, cellular component: nucleus. Bases 130 to 1464 code for a protein of 444 amino acids.
GCAAGCAAACGACUCAGCGAGCGCCCUCGGGGGGCCUCCGACGAGCCCGCGGACCUCCCAGGCCGAUCGCCCUCCCUCUGCGCGCGCGGGUUCCGGGCCCGGCGAGAGGGCGCGAGCGCAGCCGAGGCCAUGGAGGUGACGGCGGAUCAACCGCGCUGGGUGAGCCACCACCACCCCGCCGUCCUCAACGGGCAGCACCCGGACACGCACCACCCCGGCCUCGGCCACUCGUACAUGGACCCGGCGCAAUACCCCCUGCCCGAAGAAGUGGAUGUACUUUUUAACAUCGACGGUCAAGGCAACCACGUCCCAUCCUACUACGGAAACUCGGUCAGGGCCACGGUGCAGAGAUAUCCUCCGACCCACCACGGGAGUCAGGUGUGCCGCCCCCCGCUGCUGCACGGGUCCCUGCCCUGGCUCGACGGCAGCAAAGCCCUGGGCAGCCACCACACCGCCUCGCCCUGGAACCUCAGCCCCUUCUCCAAGACGUCCAUCCACCACGGCUCCCCGGGGCCGCUGUCCGUCUACCCUCCGGCCUCCUCGUCGUCGCUGGCGGCGGGCCACUCCAGCCCGCACCUCUUCACCUUCCCGCCCACCCCGCCCAAGGACGUGUCCCCGGAUCCGUCGCUGUCCACGCCGGGCUCGGCCGGCUCGGCCCGGCAGGACGAGAAAGAGUGCCUCAAGUACCAGGUGCCGCUGCCCGACAGCAUGAAGCUGGAGGCCACGCACUCGCGCGGGAGCAUGACCACCCUGGGAGGGGCGUCGUCCUCGGCCCACCACGCCAUCACCACCUACCCGCCCUACGUGCCGGAGUACGGCUCCGGACUCUUCCCGCCCAGCAGCUUGCUGGGCGGCUCCCCCACGGGCUACGGCUGCAAGUCCAGGCCCAAGGCGCGAUCUAGCACAGAAGGCCGGGAGUGUGUGAACUGCGGGGCAACGUCUACCCCACUGUGGCGACGGGAUGGUACCGGACACUACCUUUGCAACGCCUGUGGCCUCUACCACAAAAUGAACGGACAGAACCGGCCUCUAAUCAAGCCCAAGCGAAGGCUGUCGGCAGCUAGAAGAGCAGGGACCUCGUGUGCCAACUGUCAGACGACCACCACCACCCUGUGGAGGAGGAACGCCAACGGAGACCCGGUCUGCAACGCCUGCGGGCUCUACUACAAGCUGCACAAUAUUAACAGACCCCUGACGAUGAAGAAGGAAGGCAUCCAGACCCGGAACCGAAAGAUGUCUAGCAAAUCCAAAAAGUGCAAAAAGGUGCAUGACACGCUGGAGGACUUCCCAAAGAGCAGCUCGUUCAACCCGGCAGCGCUGUCCAGACACAUGACGUCUCUGAGCCACAUCUCCCCCUUCAGCCACUCGAGCCACAUGCUGACCACCCCCACGCCCAUGCACGCGCCCUCCGGCCUCUCCUUCGGACCUCACCAUCCCUCCAGUAUGGUUACCGCCAUGGGUUAGAGCAGCAGCCCCCGCUCCGUGGGCACCGGGCUCUUGAGUGUGCAAGCGUCCCUCCCAGCCCUUCUACUCGCGUUUAUUUUUUUGCAGGAGCAGUAUCAUGAAGCCUAAACCGCGCUGGAUAUCUAUGUUUUGUUUUUGGUUUUUGUUUUUGGAAGGCAGAAAGCGAAAAUGACUUAUUUUGUCUCUUUUGCAAAGGAGCUCACGGUGGUGUCUGUGUUCUAACCACUGGAUCUGGACCCCAUCUGUGAAUAAGCCAUUCAGACUCAUCUUCCCUAUUUAACAGGGUCCCUAGUGCUGUGAAGAAAUUUUGCUGAACAUUGCAUAUAACUUAUAUUGUAAGAAAUACUGUUGUACAUUUGAGGAAGACUUUAUUGCACCUGGGUAGCUGUAAGAAAGGCAUGAAGGACGCCAAGAGUUUUAAGAAAUAUGGGGGGAAAAUAAAGUAUGGAAAUUCAGAAGAAACUAGAGCUGAUAUUCUAAUGGACAACUUGCCAGUUGUUUGAUGCAUUAAAAGAAAAAAAAAAGAAAAAAAAAGAAAAAAAAUAAGGAAAAAAAAAGAUAAAAGUUGUAGGCAAAAAUCAUUUGUUCAAAGCUAUGGGGCCUCGGCAAAGGAAAUCUCAGUUCGGGCACACAAACUGCCAUUGAGGGUUUGGAGGGUCAUUUCUAGGCCUCUUAUGCUUUGUGAAUAAGUCCCUGUAAUUGUUGUUUGUAUGUAUAAUUCAAAGCACCAAAAUAAGAAGAGAUGUAGAUUUAUUUCAUCAUAUUAUAUACAGACUGAAUUGUUGUACAAAUUUUAUUUACUGCUAGUGUUAAGAACUGCCUUUUUUUUUUUUUUUUGGUUUUCAUGUUUCCCUUUUUUUUUUUUUUUUUUUUCAAUUUUCAGUUGAAUAAACUAGAUUUACGUUCAGUUGACCUAAGGUGAUUGUGCUCUGGAGGGUUUAUUUCCCUUUCUUUUUUUUUAUUUUUUGGAUGAUAUUUAUUAAAUAGCGGUAUCUGUCUCCACCCUCACCUGCAGCCUGAGCUAUGAGCUUCCCGCAGCUUCUGAGCUAGCUACCUAUGUGCAUGUCAGCGACUCCUGGCCCCACGGGCCAUGCCCUGAGCUCAGCCUCACUUGGCUGUUAACCCCCCUAUCCUGUUCUGUGUUAGUGAUCAUUGCCUUUACACAGUCUGUUGGAAUAAUAUUAUAU